This is a messenger RNA of Striga asiatica, 315 nucleotides long. NCBI's taxonomy places the organism in Eukaryota, Viridiplantae, Streptophyta, Magnoliopsida, Lamiales, Orobanchaceae. The record is from the annotation of a GenBank genome assembly.
AUGACGGAAUCCUCGAUGGCGCUAAGAUUACUACUGCGCAUGGUGAGCCUGUUCGCUGGUUCUGUGAUAAGCCACGGAUCAUCCUCUGAUGCCUUCAUUUCUUGUCAUGUUGUUGUUGAGAUCAAGGCAUGGGCUCAUGUUCAAAGUCUCAAUUCCUCUCUUGAUGAGCAGAAUCUGGAUUUGAGAGUUAAAAUUGCGAUUGAAGCUGAGGCAAAAGCCCAACAGACAUUAGCUGCCUCGGAAGCUGGGAUUGCUGAGCUUAGACAGAAGUUGGAGGCUUCUAAAAGGUUCUUUUCUCUUGUCAAUGUUUACUGA